AUGCUAUUCCAAGUUUGUUUCAGUGCAAUUUCUAUUUAUUUAGUUUAUUAUUUACAUCCGAAAGAUUAUUUACGAAGAUUCGUAUUUCAAGCAGAAAAAAAUCAUUGGAUUUAUCUAUCUUUAUUUGUUACGUCUAUUUACAGUCUUUUUAUUCUUUACGGAUUUUAUAGACAAUUUCCUUACAAAGUUCCAAAGGAAGGAAAGUCAUUAAUAGAACUAGAUCACUCAGCAAUGAUGUCUUUAAUUAAUGGAACUAACAAAAAUCGCAUAAGUCCAUUCCUUCUCAAUAAUCCAAUGUUAUUGAACGAAACUCUUAAUGCAUCACCACUUCCUAUAGCGUUUACAGCAUGUUUAUACCAGAUGCAUAGUGACUACAUCGAUAUUUCCUUCAUAAUCUCAUUCCUUAACACGAUUUCGACAGUUAUUGCGUUAAAUAUUUUGACAGCUUCAUAUAUAAACUUCCCAACUAUCGUCACUUUCCUUGUUCUAUUCCAUAGUAGCUGGGGAUUCAUCCAUUUCUUUAGAUGCAGAGAUACUUCGAUAGAUUUACUUCACAACAUCGGAAAAGGAUACGUUACACCUAUCUACCAACCGUUUUUCAAGUUCCUUGUUUGUUCCAAGUCAGCAUCUUUCGCAUUUCCGAUGGCUAUUUACGUUAUUGCGAUUAUUGCAACACCAGAGUUCGGAUCUGGCUACUACAUGAUGUUCCUACUUGCAGGAUUCAUUGCAUCAUUGAUUCCUAGCUUCGCUGUCUCUUUUUCUGUUUUUAUUAUUUGUUUAUGCCACGUUAACUCUAUUUUGUUCACAUUUUUCUUUUCCAUUUCACUUGUUUGGAAGUACUUUUACAGCAGUUUGUCUAUUGUCCCAAUCUGGCGCGAAUAUCAGUACGAUGGUGUUUUCAUUUCACAAUUCUGGUCAUGGUUUGACAUUCUUGGCCCAUUUAUCAUAUCUUUCAUCCUAUUUCCAUUCAUGAACCUCAAACCUUUGCUUCUACAUCGUGUAAUUUUAACAAUUUCGCCUUUAAUUCUUUUAUCUUUCAUCAGAUCCGGCGGCGACCACUUUGAUAAUGCACUAGCGAUCACAGCAACUGUAUUGCCAACAGCAAUUAUUGCAACAGUUUCAUUUUUGAACACAAUUGUUUCAUCAUUAGGAAAAAGGAUGCGUGGACACAUCACAGGCAUUUGCAUUUUGUUCUUUAUCAUAUUUGUUGUCACAGGACAUAUCUCAUGCGUUCGACAAACACAAAAUGUUGUUGAUGGAGUUACAAAAGAUGCGAAAAGCAUGGCAUCAUUCAUAGAGAUGCAUAUUAGUAACAGUGAAGCAAUAUUAACAACACCAUCCUCGAUGAAUCCUGUUUCUUUCUUAGUUGGUCACCAGAUUUUCGUUGGAGAUGCUUUUGGACACUACCAGAGAGGUGAAGAUGCAACACAAAGGCUCAUACAAUAUAACACAAUGAAUUUGAAACAAUUAAUGGAAAUGAAAAAGAUCAAGUUCGUUUUGUUUGAUUUGAGACAAGAUAAUAACUACCCUACAUACGAGAAUGUAACAGAAUUGUUGUUCAGAACAGAAAACUGGCUUCUUUUGAAGCUUAUUUAA
This is a messenger RNA of Trichomonas vaginalis G3, 1596 nucleotides long. RefSeq lists its product as uncharacterized. The transcript has a single exon. The record is from RefSeq and is a predicted model, not a curated record. The coding region runs from base 1 to 1596 and encodes 531 amino acids. NCBI's taxonomy places the organism in Eukaryota, Parabasalia, Trichomonadida, Trichomonadidae.